Mugil cephalus (flathead mullet) is the source of this 5837-nucleotide messenger RNA. RefSeq names its product SLIT-ROBO Rho GTPase-activating protein 1-like. Gene Ontology annotation, molecular function: protein binding. Bases 729 to 4025 code for a protein of 1098 amino acids. The transcript has 23 exons. Gene Ontology annotation, cellular component: cytoplasm. The record is from RefSeq and is a predicted model, not a curated record. NCBI's taxonomy places the organism in Eukaryota, Metazoa, Chordata, Actinopteri, Mugiliformes, Mugilidae. Gene Ontology annotation, biological process: negative regulation of cell migration; signal transduction.
CCGAUAUUUGAAUAACCUGCACGCGGAGGCUGGACGGCGCCGUCUGCGAGGUGACGGUGGAGAUGAAGAUACCGUCACAUCCCAGACCUCCUCCUCUUCCUCCUCCUCCUCCUCCUCCUCCUCUACCGCGUGUGUGCGUGCGUUUGCGUGUGCAUGUGUGGUCCACGCGUGUGUCUACCUAGUGGGCGUGUGCCUGCUCCUCCUCCUCCUCCUCCACCACCUCCUCCUCCUUCUCCUCCUUCGUGCCUGCAGACCGGAGACCGGGUGCAUGCGUGUGCACGCGCACCGGUGUGCUUUUUAUAUUUUGUCGUUGCACGCGGUGAAGCACGCUGAAGGUAAAUUUUGUUUUAUUUUUGUUUUAUUUUUAUUUUUCUGGAUGCGGAUCCACGCAGGAGCAGCAGCGGUCACGAGUGUGUAAUUCCUCUCUGAGUGUGCGUGAUUCCUCCUCCUCCUCCUCCUCCUCCUCCUCCUCCUCGGCGUGGAGGUGCGGGGCCACUCCUGGCUGUGUUGUUGCGGCAUUGGAUGGAUCUAACCAGCGUGUACGCGGGUGAAGCCUCGGGCGGCGCACACGGAGGGAAAUGAAAUAAAACAACAAUAAAAAAGAAAUUAAAUAACAGAAACCCCGGGGGAAUCCAUGCAUUUUGAUUGAAUUUUUAUUUUUGAUAUACAUCCUCCACCUGUCUACCUGUGCCUCCUCCUCCUCCUCCACCUCCUCCUCCUCCUCCGACAUGUCAAACUCCAACAAGAGCAAGAAGGACAAAGAGAUUCUCGCCGAAUACGAGAGUCAAGUCAAAGAUGUGCGGACUCAGCUGGUGGAGCAGCAGCGUUGCCUGGAGCAGCAGACCGAGAUGCGGGUCCAGCUGCUCCAGGACCUGCAGGACUUCUUCAGGAAAAAGGCCGAGAUUGAAACAGAGUAUUCCAGGAACCUGGAGAAGCUGGCGGAGAGGUUCAUGGCCAAGACUCGCAGCACCAAGGACCACCAGCAAUACAAGAAAGACCAGAACCUCCUCUCUCCAGUCAACUGCUGGUACUUGCUGUUAAACCAGGUGAGGAGGGAGAGUAAAGACCACGCUACGAUCAGCGACCUCUACCUGAACAACGUCAUCACACGUCUCACACACAUCAGCGAGGACUCGGCCCGACUCCUGAAGAGGAGUAAGGAGAUCAUCUUUCAGCUUCAGGAAGACCUCAUGAAGCUCCUGAAUGAGCUUUACACCGUGAUGAAGACGUACCACAUGUACCACGUGGAGACGAUCAGCGCGGAGACGAAGCUGCGGGAGGCGGAGCGUCAGGAGGGCCGCGUGAAGGGCGUGACGGGGACGGGCGGCGGGGGGGUGGAGCCUGUGUUCGGCCUGAGGAUAGAGGAGCGCCACCAGAGACGCAACGCCGCCCGCAAGAUGGAGAAGAUGAGGGAGAAGAGGAAAGCAAAGUACUCGGAGAACAAACUGAAGACUCUGAAAGCCAGAAACGAGUAUUUGCUGACGCUGGAGGCCACCAACGCCUCCGUGUUUAAAUAUUACAUCCACGACCUGCCCGACAUCAUAGACUGUUGUGACCUAGGGUACCACUCCAGUCUGAGCCGGGCUCUGAGGACCUACCUAUCCGCCGAACUGAGCCUUGAAGCCUCCAGGAGGGCCGGCCUGGAGGUGCUGGAAGGAGCCGUGGAGGGUUUGGACCCGGCCCGCGACCGGCAGCGUCUGCUGGGCCUCUACCCCACUGCCUUCUGCCCCCCACAGCGCUUCAGCUUCCAGUCCCACAUGGGCGACACAGUGAACCAGAUCGCCUCCCAGCCACAGGUCCAGGCCGAGCUCACGCUGCGUCUCACUCAGCUCCAGACUCGCCUGGCGUCCCUGAAGAUCGAGAACGAAGAGGUGAAGAAGACCUGGGGUGCGACUCUGACCACCCUGCAGGACAUGACGGUGCUGGACGACUACGACGUCUCCCAGAGCUUCACCCACAGCCCGUCGUCCGAGUCGGUCAAGUCCAGCGUUUCGGACGGCUACUUGAACAAACCGAGCCUGGCUAAGAGACGGGCCAACCAGCACGAGACGGAGCUCUUCUACUUCAAUAAAUUCCGCGAGUAUCUGGAGGGAAGUAAUCUCAUUUCCAAGCUGCAGGCCAAACACGAUAUACUGAAGAAAGCCUUAGCGGAGGGAUAUAAAGCCGAACUGCUGACUACCAGUCGUGGGCGGAAGAACUCCCACAGCAAGCACCAGGAUUCAACCAAAGCCAUACCUUUGCUUGUGGAGAGCUGCAUCCGCUACAUCAACCUACACGGUCUUCAGCAUCAAGGAAUAUUCCGGGUGUCGGGAUCUCAGGUCGAGGUCAACGACAUCAAGAACUCCUUCGAAAGAGGCAACGACCCGCUGAUUGACGAAGAGAGCAACCACGACAUCAACUCUGUGGCUGGCGUGUUGAAGCUCUACUUCAGGGGUUUGGAGAACCCGCUGUUCCCCAAGGAUCGAUUUAAUGACCUGCUGUCCUGCGUCCGGAUAGAAAACCUGUACGAGCGAGCGCAGUGCGUCCGUAAGAUCCUGCUGGGCGUCCCGAGGGCGACGCUGGUGGUGAUGCGCUACCUGUUCGCCUUCCUCAACCACCUGUCCCAGUACAGCGACGAGAACAUGAUGGACGCCGGGAACCUGGCCAUCGUGUUCGGCCCCACCCUCCUGCCGACGCCCGACACCCUGGACCAGGUGGCCUGCCAGGCCCACGUCAACGAGGUGGUGAAGACGGUCAUCCUGCACCACGACAACAUCUUCCCCGACACCAAGGAGCUGCCCGGCCCGGUUUACGAGAAGUGCAUGACCGGAGACCAGUACUGCGAGAGUCCGUUCAGCGAACCCGGAGCUCUGGAGGAGACGGAGCCGGACGCCGGCACCGAGACCCAGACCAGCGACGAGGAGGGUGAGGCCGUGGAGGCGGUGGCGAGGUUCGACUACGUGGGCCGGUCGGGCCGCGAGCUCUCCUUCAAGAAGGGGGCGUCGCUGCAGCUGUUCCAGCGCGCGUCACAUGACUGGUGGGAGGGGCGUCUGAACGGGAGCCGCGGCCUCGUGCCUCAUCAGUACAUUGUGGUGAAGGACAGGCGAGUGCACAGCCCCAGAUGGGCCGACGCCGUGUCCGACACGCUCAGCCAGAAAGCGGCCGACAGCGACGGAGGAAGCAGCAGCACCGACGAUAAGAGGUCCAGGAGCGAGCUGAGCUCCCCCACCGACAUCCGGCCUCCGGAGACCUACAACAGCCACCGGAGGAAGAGGACGGACGGUUUGUUCCGCCGGCCGCUCUGCCGCUCCAACGACAACCACGGCAACGGCGGCGUGAUGGAGCGGAGCUCCCCGCCGGUGACGGGUCACUUCAGUCCCCGGGAGCUGCUGCUGGGGCGGGGCCAGGGUUUGACCCCGCCCCUCGACAGCCCGGAGCGCCGGCGCCGCUCCGCCGCCGUGACCAUGACGGUGAGCCGGCACGACUCCCUGCGGAGGCCCGAGGACACGCCCAUACGGCGCUCCAGCAGCGGCCAGCACGGCUUCGGGGACUCGCACCGGUCCAGAGUCCUGGACCCCGACGCGCUGGCUCAGGACAUCGAGGAGACGGUGACCGUGGCCCUGGGGGAGCUGAGGCAGCUGGAGCGCCAGGGCUGCCGUCCGGCGCCCGACGUGGUGCUGGACACUCUGGAGCAGGUGAAGAACGGCCCCGUCACCACCUGCUCCUCCGAGUCCCCGAGCCCCCACAGCACCCCCAGCACCCCGGGCACCCCGGGGACCCCCGGGACCCCCGGGACGCCGGGCACCCCGGGCACCCCGAGCCCGCUCAGCCCCCUGAGCCCCAUCAGCCCGCUCCCGGGACCCCCGCCCGGACCCCCCCGGCCCGCCAACCCGUCCCCGGACGCCCUGGGCUCCUUCAAGCCCGUGGCGGCCGCCCGCAUCGGGGCCCCGCUGCGCCCCCCCGCCCUGAGGCCCAAGCCCAUGGUCCCGCCCAAGAGCAGCACCCCCCCUCUGCCCCCGCCGCUGGACAAAUCCUGCACCAUGUGAGCCAAACCAGGCCGAACCAGGCCGAAUCAGGCCUACCCGGGCCAAAACUGGGCCAGACGAGGAGAUCAGGGUACCGCUUAGUGUUCAUAAUCAAACAUGAGGGUAGGAACGAGACAAAAAGGCUUUUAAUGUAGUAAUAAAAUCUAAUAUAUGACCUAUGAUAUGAUAUGCCAUGAUAUUUAUGUGUCGUCAGGUUGGUGUGUGCUCUCUUGGUGUGUAGGAGUUUCAUUUCUCCGUGUGUCGAAGCAUUUAUCAGAGGUUUAGCUCAGAGGUUUGGAGAGAGGAGAACGCGAAGGAGCCUGAGACGUAGGACACAUAGUUUCAGUGACGUCGGUGAAUGUCGGCUGUGCUGCCACGACGACCACGAGGUUUAGGACCACGACGCCGAGGACGACGACGACGACGACGACGUCCCUCUUUCUAUUUUUUUAUUUUCCACUCGGUUCAGCUGCUACGCUCACUUACACCUCAAAACCACGAAACGCCUCGUGAGGUCGUCGGUGACACAGAACUUAUUUAACCAACUAUUUAAUGAAUGUUUCCAGUAUUUAAAAAAACAAAAAAAACUAAACAAAAGGAAAAAGAGACGACUGUUCAGCCAUUUAUUGAAUGUCCAGCGAGCUGCUGCGGCGCCCGCUCCACUUUUUAACAGCCUUCUUCUUCUUCUUCUUCUUCUUCUUCUUCUUCUGUGGUGUGUGUUUGUUUUUUACGUUUUUAUUUUCCCCUGCACCCUCGAAACUGAAGCUAUAAACUGGUUGAAAGGAGGGUGGUGUUUGGUUCGUGUGCGUUUUGGUCGUUGGAUUUUUCCGCUCAGAAAAAACUAUUUAAUUUUAUUUGACUUUUAAUUUAAAAUUCAAAAAUUUAAAUUUAAAUUUGGGAUGUUUUUCUUUAUUAGGGUUGAGAAGGGAUAAACAAAACUUUAAAACUGGUCUAUUUCCAUUUUCUGUUUUAAAAAAGAAAAAUUAAUCAGAAGAAAAACAAAAAAAAAAGCGCACGUUUUUUUUUUAUAUAUAUUUUGCAAACGAAAGUUGCCGUUUUCAAAAUAAGGGCACGUGUGAGGACGGGACCGUGUUUCCGCCGAAAUAUAUGACUUUAUCUGUGGUUUCCUUAGCUAAAGCUAAAGCUAAAAUGUCUUUGUAACAUUACUCUGACGUUGACUUUGACUUGGCAAAACAAAAACUUGGCGAAGUCUCUACGCUCACAUCAGGCUAAUGUUAGCUAGCGGCUAACUGUUCCCUGAUUUUAUGUAGUUAUUUUAAUUUUUUACCUGAAAUAUGCGCCUUAAUUUUUCUGCAGUCAUGUCUUCUUCCCUCUUUUAUUAUUUAGAGAAACACUUUACUGAUCCAAGUCCACGUCCAUCAACCUCUGUCACACGGCGCCGUCCUCACACGUGCUCUUACUUUGAAAGCGACAACUUCCGGUAAUGAAAAAAUCCGGCGAUUAUUAUUAUUUUUUUUUUUUUUUUCUGUCUUGUAACGCUUUUGUUUUUUGUUUUUAGGAACUUGGAAAAUUAGAGAAAAUUACCUUGAAUUUUAAUUUUUGAAUUUUGAAAUGAAAAUCAAAUAAUGAAUUUUUUUUUUGGUCCUUUUCUGAACGGAACAUGCAAAGACUAAAAACAUGCACGGACCAGGCCGAGGGCUGUGGGGGGGAUGGUAGUAGUAGUGGGGGCUUUUGGGUGGUUGUACGAUUUAGUUUCUUGUUGGUUUGAGACGAGUGAGUGCGUUGCCUGCCCUUGUUCUGCUCCCUUCCUUAAGUGCAGAACCACUAGAGUAGAAAUAGAUAAUUCAUGCCUUUAGUGCCACGACACGCAAA